Ictalurus punctatus (channel catfish) is the source of this 3983-nucleotide messenger RNA. Its product is annotated as serine/threonine-protein kinase pim-2. NCBI's taxonomy places the organism in Eukaryota, Metazoa, Chordata, Actinopteri, Siluriformes, Ictaluridae. The record is from RefSeq and is a predicted model, not a curated record. Gene Ontology annotation, cellular component: cytoplasm. The coding region runs from base 1517 to 2662 and encodes 381 amino acids. The transcript has 8 exons. Gene Ontology annotation, molecular function: ATP binding; protein serine/threonine kinase activity. Gene Ontology annotation, biological process: protein autophosphorylation; regulation of mitotic cell cycle; negative regulation of apoptotic process.
GUAUAAAGAUGAGGUAUCUGAUGUUUUUCCUAAUCCACUCCAUAGUUUUUUGAAUGUAAACAUUUAUUUUGAAAUUGAUGCAUGCAACACAUUCCAAAAAAAGUUGGGACAGGGGUAAUUUAGGACUAAUAGUGAUGUGACAAAUUGAAAUAGGAAUGUGAUGUGAAACAGGUGAGGUAAUCGUCUAACCAUAGUAUAUAAGGAACCUCCAAAAAAAGCCUAGUCCUUCAAGAGCAAGGAUGGGUCGAGGUUCAUCAGCGAAUAAUCCAACACUAUGAGAACAUCAUUCCCCAAAGACAAAAUCUUUCAUUUAGAUUUGCACAAAUACACGUUUCAGUAUAUUUCAUUGCAACAAAAAACUAUACAUACAUAAUAGAGUGAAAAAAUGAUCGCAAGUGAAAAUAUAUUUCUUAUUAUGAUAUUAUUGUGCUUCAGAUUCAAACAGAUUCAAAGCAUGUGAAAAUACUUUGCUCUCAGUAACAUUUAUUACUCACCCCAAACAUCACGUGUGUAGUCAUGUCAUAGCGGAACAUCAGAAACAUUAUCAUUAAUUAAAAAAACACUUUUCUGAAAAGAUGUUAUGUAGUUUAGGAAAAUUCAUGAAAUAUCAGGAGGGAAACAAACAAUGCAUAUCUUAAAACAGAACAUAAGGGUUAAAAGGAUUGUGAGGUUAGAUUUGGAUCAAACUAACAUUUUCAGCCAGAUGAGGAACAAGAAUUGACCUCAAUAAAGUUCAUAUUUAUAUAAAGAUUGCAUAUAAUAAAGGCUCAGCAUUUGAAAUUCAAAAGCAAAACAAUUUAACACAUUACAACAGGAGGAAAAAAGUUCUAUAAUUUUUUUUAUUUCUGAUGUCGUGAUUCCCAGACAGAGGAUGUUUGUUGCUUUCUUUGUUGUAACACACCUGAUUACAUUUAUCAGCUGUAUCAGAGCAAGAAAACAGAACCUGCAGCAUGAGGAGAGCAACAGAAACAGAGACACCUGCAACACACAGUACAGAAUGGCUUAUCAAUAUCACCUCCUUCCUGUUUUAUUAUUCUUUUAUUAUGUGAUAUUGUGGUGUUACCACAUAGUACAUGAAGUUAUUUCAUAUAUAACGUUAUGUAAAAUUACAGUAAAUACACUUUGUAACAACAUGCAGGAAAUUGGCACAUGUAGACUGAUAUUCACAGUCUUUGGAGUAACUGCAUCUCAUUUCGCUGCAUUUUGUACCUGUGACAAAUAAACCCUGAAACUUGAAAAAAUGGUUAAAACACCAUGCAGUGAGGUGAAGUGAGACACUGUUUGGGAAUGUAAGGACAGUUCUUCUGCAACAUUCUCCUAAAGAUAUAUAUUUUUUUUAUUUAUUUAAUUUUUUUUUAAGUAUUUUUGUCAUAGAACAUUAUGAUGUCGCAGACAUUCCGGGGUUGCUAGACAACACAUUGUUGAGAUCAGUUACAGGCAGAAGAACGCAUGCUGUAAAGGACACUUGUUUUACAGACAUAUAAAACAACACUGAUUUUUGCUGAAACUGGAAGUGAUGGAUUACAAUUGUCUAGUAUCCAGCCAACUCUUUGCUAGGAGGGAAAGCCAGGAGAAUCCUCUGAAGAGAAAAAGGAUGGAUCUUGCUCCUGAACAACCUGAGCUCCAGCCCAAGGAGAAACAGCUUAAAAAGAAGAGAAGAGAGACAGAAGAGAAGGAUGUGAAGACUGAAAAGACAGAAACCUGUGUAGAGGCAUCCUGCUCUGUCACCAGAAGUGUAAGCAAAGAGAGUCCUUUGAAGAGGAAAUGGAUGGAUGCUCCUCCUGAAAGACCCGAACCCCAGCCUGAGGCGCAGAAAAGGGUGGAAAAGAGGAAGAGAACAGAGACAGCAGAGAACGAUGUGAAGACAGGAAAGACAGAAAAGUUUUUCAGUCGCUUCACUGUUGGAAAGUUGCUGGGAAAAGGAAGCUUCGGUUUCGUGUAUGCAGGUGUCCAAAAAUCAGAUGGGAAAAAGGUGGCCCUGAAAUUCAUGAAGAGGUGUGAAAUUUACCCAUACAUCACCCUUCCUGGCGACACACGCAGACUCCCUCUUGAGGUGGCAUUAAUGGAGCUCGUGUGCAAGCCGCCUCACUGUCCACAUGUGAUAGAGCUGCUGGAAUGUUUUGAGACGCCCAAAUUCUUCAUCCUGGUUCUGGAGAGGCCCGACCCUUGCGUUGAUCUCUUCGAAUACUGUGAAGAUGUGGGCAUGUCUGAAUCUAAGGCUCAAACUAUCAUGAAGCAAGUACUUCUUGCUGCACUUCACUGCCGUGACCGGGGUGUGUUCCAUCGGGACAUCAAGGACGAAAACGUUCUCCUGAACCCUCAGACCCUUGAAGUGAAGCUGAUUGAUUUUGGCUGUGGUGAUCUGCUGAAGGACACCCCUUACACAGAAUAUUCAGGCACCUGGACUUUCCAGCCACCUGAAUGGAUCACUGAAGGAGAGUACGAGGCAGAACCUACCACCGUCUGGGGUCUUGGCAUAUUCCUUUACCAACUGCUAUGUCAAGAAGAGUUAUUUUGUUCAGACCAAGAGAUUGUUGAAGGCCACAUGGACUUGCCUGAUUAUCUGUCUGAAGAUUCUUGCAGUCUGAUAAGGUGGUGCUUGCAACGAGACCCUAAAAGACGACCAACCCUCGAGCAGAUCCUUACACAUCACUGGUUCUGAGGCCAGACUUCUACAGAAUCUCCGCAAUACCUUUGUAUGUGUGUGUACAAAAACAUUUGUAAUUGUUAUUUGAAGCAAUGUUGACAGUGAAGAGUGUCACACUAAUUGGAAGCUGCUCAGUAAUGUGCAGUAUAUUUCCUGUUUAUACUUUGUCAAUAAAUAUUUUUGAAAUUACAAAAACAGCCUGUCUGUACAUGUUUUUUAAAACAGUAACAUCACAAUUGUGAUAGUGUCUUGUAUAGAGAUGUGGCCAUUAAAAAUGUGCUAGAAGAAAAGGGAUCCUACGAUUUAAUGCGGUAUCAUGCAGAAUCACGCGCUUGCUGCAGGCACAGGAAAUACAAGACCAGUAGGGGGCAGUCAUUUUUCAUUUGAACAAACAGCUUGUUUGUAGAUACAGUAGUUCUGCCUGGACAUAUAUUGUAUACGCACACAUUCUUUUACCAUCCAAACUGUGCUGUUUCUUGUACUGAAGCCUAUGAUCUGCUUGUGCUUGGCCUGCAGUUCUGUGAACCUCUCUCAGAACCGUUUUGCAACAAGCAGCAGGUUGCCAAUCCAUUGCAGGGCAUAAUUUAUUGAAUUUCCAAUAUGAUUUAAUACAAUACUGCACUUAGCAAGUCUAGGAGCUAUAAGAGUUCUGAAUAACAUCUAAAAAAUUAAACAGUGAUUUUUAUACAUGUAUGUGAGGUUUGACUAAGGUUUCUCUGCAGAUCAUUUCCUGAUUUGGGCUUCCAGUUUUUAACUGGAAGUCACGAGGUUCUAUAGAAAAGUAAAGAUGACCCUAGUCCCUUAAUCCCUCCAACAAAUCUCUGUGCACCAAUUUAUUCCAAAUAUAACACCUAUUUCCAUUUUCCAAUAUUGAACAGUGUGUGAAGAGUUUGGAUGUGUCCAGGCUCAUGCUGAGUAGAUGCUACAGACUGAUCAUGAGUACAAAUCUUUGACCAGGGCAAGCUAAACUAAAUCACGGUAAUAUAUAAAUUUGGGUCAUUUUUACUACUUUACUGGAAUUUCUAGAUUUAGACUGACGGGAGAAAAAAUUCUAGCCGGUUAUAAAAGCAAACAACGUAUAGAUAAAUUAUUAUCAUACAUUUUUGCUUUUAUCAUUGUUAAUAUAUUAACAUCUGUGAAAGCUAAAACACUAAAUGUCUUCAUUUCAUACUAAGGUAAUGUAAGCAUUUAAUUAUUACUGUAAAUUCAACAAAAUAGCAUUUUUCGUAAUGUAAAGUGAAAAAAAACCCUGCUCCAAACUACAUAUUAUUGAAAUAAAUGGUAUGUUUCGUACAUUGAAAUAGUACAGUACCACUUACGGUAUGUUAGAUAUAAG